UGCCGUUGCCGUUUAUGUUUGAAAAAAACGGAGUGUAAUCUCGUGUGUUUCUCAGUUAAAGUUGAACCAUUUUUGUUCGAAACUUGUAUAAAUUUGCGUGUUGAGUUAUAUAAAGGGACAAUGGAUUACUCUACCAUCAGCAACAAAACAGGUUGCACAGAAAUAGUCGACAUAACUAAUGGUGACCUGACUGAGAAGUAUUACUCUCUCAAAAAACAAUUCGAAAACUUAUCCAGCAUUUACGAUGCCACAAAACAGGAGCUACAUGAAGCCACACGAAAUCAUAACACAGCUUUAGACGUGCAGAGGUAUUUAUCGGCCGAACUAGAGUCCCAUCAAGCUGAAGAGGAGCGGAGAAAGAAUGAGCUGAAUUCCAAAAUAACUAAGCUUCAGGAGGACAUUUCAGGGUUACGCGAGGAGCGUACGGAACUGGUUGAGAGUCAUGCUAAAGAGGUGAAGAAGUUUGAAGAUGAAAUUCGUCGUUUGAAAGAGGAGAUUGCGUUUAAAGAAGACAGGCAGUCGCCGGAGCGUGAUACAGGGGAGUUAGAUGAGGCACGGGCCGCUCUGUCGGUGGCGUUGGAGGAGGUCGCGGCAGCGAAGGCGGCGCUAGAAGAGACAAAGGCUGAGAUAGCAUCCUGGAGGAUGAGGUCCGAAGAGCUGGUAGCAGAGAUGGGUCAGAUGCGUGAAGCUGCGGAACUUCGGCGAGAAGAGCUCCGAGCUGCUGCAGAGCGUGAGGCAUCUGCGCUUGCUGACCUCGCCGAGGCACGCGCCAUGUUGCAUCAGCCUGAUGAAGGCCCUGAGCAUGCGGCAAAAGGGAAUUCCAUUUUUGCUGAAGUAGAAGAUAAAAGACAAGAGAUGGCCAAGAAUCUUAUACAGAUGAAGCAGACUAAUGCAAGACUGAGAAGAGAUCUAGCCAAUAAACAAGCGGAGGUAGAGGCGCUGCUACAUGAGAAGCAGAAUAUCUGGGAGCAGCAGGCUGGAGACGCCGCUCACUACGACAGGGAACUUAUUGAGAGCUACUCGGAGCGCAUAACUCAGCUAGAGGAGUUGUGUGAGCGCCAACGGCGGGAGUUGUCGCGCUGGUUCAAGUCUUUACGUGAGGCUUCGCCGCCUGCUCGACUUGAGCCGGGCUGGUUGCCUGCCGUGCUCGAUCAUCUCAACACGGAGUGCGACCGCCUCCGCGCGUCCGUGCUGGCGCUGGGCGCGGCGCAGCUGGCCGGCGCGGCGCAGGUGCGCGACCUGCGCCGCAAGGUGGCGCUGCUCGCCGCGCGCGCCACGCCCGGCAAGCCCGACCCCGCCCCCGCCCCCGCACCCGCCGACGGCGAACCCCCCGUCUACAAAACGGUGCAGGUGAAGAGGAUGACGCCCGAUGACGUUAGGAAGAAAGUCUCCUUCAAUUAG
This is a messenger RNA of Cydia strobilella, 1401 nucleotides long. RefSeq names its product protein Spindly (gene Spindly). The transcript is spliced from 6 exons. Bases 121 to 1401 code for a protein of 426 amino acids. The record is from RefSeq and is a predicted model, not a curated record. Lineage: Eukaryota; Metazoa; Arthropoda; Insecta; Lepidoptera; Tortricidae.